AUGGCUCCUGUCCUGUUAGAACCCACUAUUGUUGUUUCUCACCCGAGUACUGCCCCAUUGAAGGUAGCAGUCAAUGGUACUUCUAAAAAUGGAGUUGGCCUCACCCUGAAACCACGUUCUUGGCGACUUCUGCACCUUGCCGAUGCCCUCAACCCUCCUCCACCCGCCCAAGAAGAACAUCCGGAUAUUCAUAUCCAGCGACUCCUUCAAUUGGCCUGGGUUACCACGAUCAGAGCAUUUUCCUGCUCGACAACCCUAUACAUUGGUCAAGACUAUGCAAAGGGUCAAUGCUACAUAGGCGAGGCAGCUCAUGGCUACUUCAAGCCGACCGUCCAGAUCCACGUAGAUCCCCAUGAUACCGUCGGAGACCUCUUCCCACGAAAGCGUUGA
This is a messenger RNA of Penicillium samsonianum, 390 nucleotides long. Its product is annotated as AMP-dependent synthetase/ligase. The record is from RefSeq and is a predicted model, not a curated record. The transcript has a single exon. Bases 1 to 390 code for a protein of 129 amino acids. Lineage: Eukaryota; Fungi; Ascomycota; Eurotiomycetes; Eurotiales; Aspergillaceae.